Molecule: messenger RNA, 2833 nt
Organism: Dromiciops gliroides (monito del monte)
Lineage: Eukaryota; Metazoa; Chordata; Mammalia; Microbiotheria; Microbiotheriidae
Gene: MMP21
Product: matrix metallopeptidase 21
Exons: 7
Coding region: 1-1896 (631 amino acids)
Biological process (GO): proteolysis; extracellular matrix organization; collagen catabolic process
Cellular component (GO): extracellular matrix
Molecular function (GO): zinc ion binding; metalloendopeptidase activity
Source: RefSeq, a predicted model, not a curated record
AUGCGGGCUGCUGCCUAUCUGCCCGGGACAUGGCUGCUCUGCUUUCUGACUGCCCCCUGGCCCGCCCAGCCAGAAAAAUCCUUCCACAACCGGGACCACUCAGACAUAGAGGAGUCUGUCCUGAACCAAGCAGAGCCUGUCAUUGACCUCCAUUCUGCUCAGGCGUUCUUAUCCAAAUAUGGCUGGACAGAAGGGUCCGGCGGGGGGAUGCCUUCCUCCUCAGCUGGUCCGGGGCCCGGCACUGCUGACGAACCUCCUGCGGAGGCGAUCUCCAUGCCAAGGCCAAGAGGGCAGCUCCUGGCGGGCCUCGGCGGAGACCCAGGCCUCACGAAGGCCAUCGCCAAGUUCCAGUCAUUUAGUCGGUUGCCGGUGACCGGACGGCUGGACAGAGCCACCCUGGCAGCGAUGAACCAGCCCCGGUGUGGAGUGCCUGACCGGCAGCUCCUGCCGCGGGCGGACCCCGGCGCGGGCCAGAGGGACGGCGCGUCUCCGAGCAUCACGCCCACGGCAGGGAGCGCGGGCCCAAGGUCCAGGGUGCGCAGAAAACGAUUCCUGGGGACGGCCCCGCCCUCGGCCCGGGCCUGGGCCUGGGCCCCGUCCGCACCGCAGCAGCUCGGGCGGCGAGGGCCGGAGCCAAGCCCCUCGCGUGCCCCAGGACCCAGAGCUUUCUCCAGGAGGCUGCUGAGGUGGAGGCUGGUGGGGGAGGGCUACAGCAGCCAGCUCUCCAUCGAGGAGCAGAGGUUCAUCUUCAGCUUGGCUUUCCGGAUGUGGAGCGAGGUGACCCCGCUCAAGUUCAAAGAGGACCGCCUCUCCCCCGCCUCCCGCAUCGACAUCAAGCUGGGCUUUGGAAGGGGGCGACACCUGGGCUGCAAUCGGGCUUUUGAUGGGAGCGGUCAAGAGUUCGCCCACGCCUGGCACUUUGGGGACAUUCACUUUGACGAUGACGAGCACUUCACGUCCCCCACCAGUGACAACGGGAUCAGUCUUCUCAAAGUGGCAGUUCAUGAAAUUGGCCACGUCCUAGGCCUGCCUCACCUGGACAGGACAGGAUCCAUCAUGCAGCCGAAUUAUAUUCCCCAGGAGACUGUGUUUGAGUUGGACUGGGCAGACAGGAAAGCAAUACAAAACCUGUACGGCUCAUGUGAAGGACCGUUUGACACUGCCUUUGAUUGGAUCCGCAAAGAGAGAACCCACCACGGGGAGCUGGUCGUGAGCUUCCGCACAUAUUUUUUCCGCAGCGGCUGGUACUGGCUUUAUGAGAACCGCCACAAUAGGACCCGCUACGGGGACCCGAUCCUCACCCCCAUUGGGUGGCACGGGAUCCCCUCCCAUGACAUCGAUGCUUAUGUCCACAUAUGGACGUGGAGAAGAGACGAACGCUACUUUUUCAAAGGGCAUCACUACUGGCGGUACGACAGCGACAGUGACCGGGCCGACACAAAAGACGAACGGGGGAAGAGCUAUCCCCAGUUAAUUUCGGAAGGCUUUCCCGGCAUCCCGAGCCCCCUGGACACGGCCUUCUACGACCGAAGGACACGGCUCAUCUACUUCUUCCGCGGGUCUUCCGUGUUUGCCUUUGAUGUGGACAGACACCAGGUGGCCAGCUCUUACCCCAAGAGGAUGGUCGACACUUUUCCACCGGUAGCGCCCCCAGACCAUCCUUUCAGAGACAUAGAUGCGGCCUACUUCUCCUACGCCCACAGCGCCAUUUUUUUUCUCAAAGGAAAUGCGUACUGGAAGGUGGUGAAUGACAAAGACCGCCAGCAGAAUUCUUCACUGGCGUUCAAUGCCCUGCUUCCCAAACGGUACAUCUCGCAGCAGUGGUUUGACAUUUGUGACGUUCAUCCUUCCACCCUGAAAAUGAAGGUGGAAAACGCCGAGGGAAGCACCGUCUAGGAGACACUCAGGUAAAGAGGCAGGGGUGCUUUGGGAGAGCUCCUUCUGAAAGGGUAAAUGACCACAGCCCCCUAAGUUAAUCUAGAGGACAGCAUCCCUAAGGGUCCACAAGGCUGGGCCCGAGCAUCUCUCCAGACAGACACUCGCCCUUCUGAGAGAGGCCACAGGAGAGGACUGUGCUGGCGCUUUCUGGGCACGAGGCUGGCUCAUACAAAGGGCAGGUGGGGAAGGGACACCAAGACCAGGCCCCUUCACCAAGGGCAGGAGAACUUCAGUGCUCUGGGGAUGGGAACUGGUCCCAUCUAAAACGACACAAAUAAAACUCGGCAUCAGAAGCUACAAAGCCCUACCCAGAAUACAAAGGCCAUCUCUGGGUGCCUGAUUCUCAUCUGAACUGGCUUUCUUUGGAAAUGUAGGAAGAUGCCAAAGCAUCCCAGGAUUUUAGAAUCCUAAGAGGAAGAAACUGAGUUAUAGAGAAAGGACAGUCUAAGGGAGCAGAAAGAUUUGAACUCAGAGCCUUCUGACCCCAGAGGGCAACCCCUUUUCAGAACCCCACAGUACUGGUCACCAACUUCCUUUUUUGAACAGCUUCCCUGGCUCCCUUUAAUGCACUCCUCUUUUUUUAGGAUGGGACGGCAACUCGUAGGAGCAGAAAGUACAUGUUGAAGGCUGACUAGGUUUUUCCCCUAUGUUAACAACCACAGCCGGGACAUAAGAAGAUCAUUUCUCAUCUGAAAAAAUAAACAGAGCUACAGUGUCUGAUGUGGGACGACUUUAAUGAAAGAUUGUCAUUGGGAAGAUGGGACAUUUAAAGAGAAAAUCCCGCAAUGCCAAAUUUAUAGGAGCACUUGCCCAGUCGAGGGCUCUGAAUCAGAAACACACUGGCAGACACUCAGUACGAUGACAGAGGGCAGUGACCACUGACUGCCAGACCUCG